Heterobilharzia americana is the source of this 1272-nucleotide messenger RNA. The record is from the annotation of a GenBank genome assembly. NCBI's taxonomy places the organism in Eukaryota, Metazoa, Platyhelminthes, Trematoda, Strigeidida, Schistosomatidae.
AUGAAUUCCAAUUUGGGGAAUACGUCUACAAUAUCUGUAACAUCAACAAAUUCUGUUAAUCCUAUGAAUACAACUACUAAUAAUACUACUACCAAUAGAAGUGGUAGUUGUAGUAGUGGUGGUAGCAAGAAUAGUACUAACACACUGUAUGCUACAACUGUCGCCACAAAUACGACAAGUUCAAUAUCGUCAUCAACAACAACAACAACUUAUGGUUCAUUAGCUACUUCCAUUGUUACAACGACUAUAGCUGGAAAUACAGUCGGGUCGGCUACUUCAUCUUUGACGAAGCAUAUGAAUAUUAUUACUAGUACUACUACCACUACUACUGCUACUAGUUCAGCGAAUAGUAGUAGUAGCAGUAAUAACAAUAAUAAUAAUGAUCAUAAUAGUAGUGUAGUACAAACUAGUUGUGUGAACAUGAACAACAAUCCGAUUACUACCAAUGAUAAUCAUCCUCCUAUUGAUGUUACUACUUUAACCAACAGUACUAUGGAUAAAUCUAAUUCAAGUCUACUGUUAUCAACAUCUGGAACAGUCUUCUACAGGCCUAAACGUGUAUGGACUAAACAUGAGUGUACUUAUGAGUGUAAAUUCUCUGGAGUUGGUGCAAGACCGUUACGCAGUGUAGUUGGCGCAGAUAUCGGAGGGCCUAAAGGUUGUCGACGUGGGGAACAAGGUCAUACACCGGAGGAUUAUGACAAAUUUGUAGAUUUAAUCCAACGUAUGCUAGUCUAUGAGCCAAGAUUUCGUAUUCGUCCUGAAGAAGCUUUGACACAUCGUUUUUUUACACGCAAAGACGAAGGACAACAACAGCAACAAAGCUUGAAUUCUUCUACAUUCGCUGUGACUUCGAAUCCAACUACUAGUGUUGUCACUAGUAUUGGGAUAAAUACUACAGUCACUUCUUCUACUUCUUCUGGUAUCAUUACUACUCCCGGUUGUGUUGUUGUUACCACUAAUCCGAGUGGAAAUACUUUAUCCUUUGGUACAUUAUCAGUUUCUACGAGUAACAAUAAUAAUAAGCAAUCACCGAAUACUACUACAGUUGGUGGUGGUGGUGGUGGUGGUAUUCUUACCGGUGGACAUUAUGUUCAUGAGAAAAUCUCUUCCAACAUUUCAUCAUUUUAUCAUCAGAAUCAAAUUUCAGAUCAGGAUAUGAUGAAUGCAUCGUAUUUAACUUUUGCUCCUAAUCAAGAUAUAAAACAUACGAUCUCUUCACCUGGACCUGGUUCUACUCCUGCUACUACUGUUUAUCCAUCACCCUUAUAA